GUCAUUAAUCUAAUAGCGGGACCAUAGGGCGUGACAAAAAACGUCAUCAACAUGCGACCACUACAACAGGUACUGGCCCGGGAAAGUGGACACGGCGCUACAGAGAAGAAAUAGAAAAAGAAGAAGAAGAAAAAGAAGAAAAAGAAGAGGAAGAAGAGGAAGAAGAGGAAGAAAGUGGACACGAAAGAAAUGCACAAAGUGAAGGAGUACGAGGACUUGAAGCGAGAGCUUGAAAAUGGUGAGCUCACUCAAAAAGGCUUUGAUGCCAAAGUAAAAAAGCUCCUGGUGGCAGAAGAAACAGAUGAUGUCAAGCCAGGACCUUCCAACACAUUUUUAAGUGCAGCAGAGGCCUUUGGCAAAGCCAAAAAGCUACUGCAGCCUCAAGUUAAAAAAAAGCAGUUUCCUCUUUGUGAGAAACUUGUGGACCAUGGGAAAUCUUUAGUGAAGAUAAGAAUGGCUCCCAUGGAGUGGAAGCCUAGAACUAAGAAAAGAUCUGGACACUACCAAAAAUUAAUAAUGGAGGAAACUCCUCCCCGUCUCAUUCUAAAAGGCCAUGAAACAUAUGAUGACCUGGUCAACACUGGCAAAAAUAGUUUCUGGCCAGAUGAAAUUGAAGGGAGUGAGUUCACCCUCUGCCAUGUUGAUGGGACCAGGUGGACCAAAGAGGACUUCUACAAAGAAUUUAAAACUGUGUCAGAUAUUCCAAAUCCAUGGAAAAGGACCUUGUAUAUUGGCCGGAGAGAAAUAGAAGUCGUUUGUUUAGGAGACGGAAGUUGCACCUUAGAUGAAAUCCCUGAAACUGGAGUGAAUGAUUGUGAAAGUGGUGAUUUAGAUGAAAUCCCUGAAACUGGUGUGGCUGAGGAUGUGGCAGAUAAGGAUUUCCAUCCUGAACCGUCAAGCUCUGAGGAGUUUCGAUCAGUGAGGGCAAGAAAAAAAAGCCAGUCACAGGUGGUAGGGUCAUCUGCAGGUGGAGCUGUAGGCAGAGCAGCCCCAGGUGAAAAGACAGCGGUGGAGGGAGAUGCAGUUAGUGGACAUGGGAUGAAUCACCCUGAAUCAUCCCUGACCCUGACUCCUAAUUUACCAUCAUUGUAUCUGCCACGUGUUCCAUAUGUGGACAGUGCAAUGAUAAAAUAUAAUGAGGAUAAUCCACUGGGGGAAGGAACCUUCGGUAAGGUUUUUGGAGGCUGCUUUCAGGGUACUCCAGCAGCAGUAAAGAAGAUCGCACUCGGCUCUGGAGGAACAGACAGAGACAUACAACACGAGAUAAACGUGUCCCUGAGGCUAUCUCAUCCCAACAUUGUCAGGCUUAUGGCAGCAGCCCGCACGGAGUCCUGCUAUUUGUUGGCGACAGAGUAUGUUCAUGGAGCAAGCCUUGAAGCAGUGCUUCAAAAGGAAAGCUGCUUUGUGAAGCUUGAGGGGGAUGAUGCCAGCUUCAUUGCAUUGGACCUGUCAAUGGCCGUGGAGUACAUCCAUUCUCAAAGUAUCAUUCACCAAGACAUAAAGCCAGCAAAUGUCAUGGUCCACCACCCAUCCAAGAAGGCUGUCCUUACAGACUGGGGCCUGGCUAAUAUUCGAGACACAGUGAUGCUGCGUAAAGGCAGCCGAUUUACAACAGAGGCUGUUGGGCCAACUGGUGGGACAUAUCUUUACAUGGCCCCUGAAUGUCUUCUGAACUUUGAAGAGGCCUCCUGGCAGACCGACAUGUGGUCCCUGGGAGUCACAUUUCUCGAGCUGCUCACAGGGUCUGUUCCGUGGGUGGUAAAUAAGCAGCGAGAACUUGCUGCACUAUUAGUCAUUAAAACCCCACCCCAUGCCCUCGCUCAUCUGAGUGAGAGGUACAGCUACCUGUCUGGCUUGGUGGACUAUGAAGCCUCCUCAAGGCCAACAGCAUCUGAUGUGGUCCAGUUAAUAAAGUCAGGGCUCGACCUUUCCGGCCGAUAUGGCUAUAGUUGGUAGUUUUGAUUCAUUGUAACCCACAUUCUUGUGUAUAGUUUUGUGUUCUAUUUUUCCAUCUUCAAUUGAAUGUAAACAUAAAGAUGUUGGCAGUCUACAGUUAAUUUCCCAAAAAUGUGAUUUUGAAUGUAUGCAUUUUUUUGUGUUCUACUUUAAAUUAAGGUAAAAUUUAAUUUUUCAUUAACAAUGCAUUUCUAACUUACUGCAAAAAAUUAAGAUGUUGGCAGUCUACAGUUAAUUUCCCAAAAAUGUGAUUUUGAAUGUAUGCAUUUUUUUGUGUUCUACUUUAAAUCAAGGUAAAAUUUAAUUUUUCAUUAACAAUGCAUUUCUAACUUACUGCAAAAAAUAAAGAUGUUGGCAGUCUACAGUU
Messenger RNA from Notolabrus celidotus (New Zealand spotty), 2323 nucleotides. RefSeq names its product mitogen-activated protein kinase kinase kinase 17-like. The transcript is spliced from 14 exons. Gene Ontology annotation, biological process: autophagosome organization; peptidyl-serine phosphorylation; protein autophosphorylation. Lineage: Eukaryota; Metazoa; Chordata; Actinopteri; Labriformes; Labridae. Gene Ontology annotation, cellular component: autophagosome; cytoplasm. Bases 190 to 1956 code for a protein of 588 amino acids. The record is from RefSeq and is a predicted model, not a curated record. Gene Ontology annotation, molecular function: ATP binding; protein serine/threonine kinase activity.